UGGUCUUGGUCAGUCAAUAAGCUGAUAUUUUAUUAUCCUCAAAUCACUUUUAUCAAAUAAUUCAUUUCUCAUUUCCAACAAUCAUGGCCUCUGAAAUAACUACCAUCAAAGCUUGGACUUACUCAGAAUAUGGUCACUCUGUUGAUGUUCUCAAGUUUGAUCCAAACGUGCCUAUUCCUCAAGUGAAGGAUGAUCAAGUUCUUAUCAAAGUUGCUGCUGCUUCUCUUAAUCCCAUUGAUUAUAAGAGAAUGGAAGGAGCCUUCAAAGCCUCUGACUCCCCUUUACCAACUGCACCAGGAUAUGAUGUAUCUGGAGUUGUGGUUAAGGUAGGGAGUGAAGUGAAGAAGUUUAAGGUUGGGGAUGAAGUUUAUGGUGAUAUCAAUGUGAAAGCUUUGGAAUAUCCAAAGGUCAUUGGUUCACUGGCAGAGUACACUGCUGCAGAAGAGAUACUGUUGGCUCACAAGCCGAAAAAUCUGAGCUUUGCUGAGGCUGCUAGUCUUCCUUUGACAAUUGAGACUGCUUAUGAAGGCCUUGAACGAACCGGCUUCUCUGCUGGUAAAUCCAUACUUGUGCUUGGUGGUGCUGGUGGAGUUGGAACACAUGUUAUUCAGCUUGCCAAGCAUGUUUAUGGCGCUUCCAAGGUAGCAGCUACAUCUAGCACCAAGAAACUAGAACUGUUGAGCAAUCUAGGAGCUGAUUUACCUAUUGAUUAUACAAAGGAGAAUUUUGAAGACCUGCCUGAGAAGUUUGAUGUGGUGUUUGAUACAGUAGGUGAAACUGAGAAGGCAUUCAAGGCUCUGAAAGAAGGUGGCAAAGUUGUGACAAUUGUACCACCAGGAUUUCCACCAUCAAUAUUUUUCAUUCUUCCUUCUAAUGGAGCUAUCUUAGAGAAACUAAAUCCAUACUUGGAGAGUGGAAAGGUGAAGCCAGUGCUCGACCCCAAGAGUCCAUUUCCAUUUUCUCAAUCUGUUGAAGCAUUUUCCUAUCUGGAAACUGGUAGAGCUACUGGAAAAGUUGUUAUCCAUCCCAUUCCAUGAAGUUCAACAUAGUUACGCGACACAACAGACCAAUAAAAUCUUUGCAAUUUAAUGUGUUUUUGUUUUGGGUCUGAGGAGUACUUUGGUAUGAUCUGGAUUUGUAUUUGGUUUGGGGUUGAAAACCUGCCACAUUUGGCUUAUGUACUUUUGGUUAAUGGAAUAAUAAUAAUAUGGUAACUAGUUUGCUUCAUAUAUUAUAUAGUUCAUCUUGGUCUCUA
This is a messenger RNA of Medicago truncatula (barrel medic), 1255 nucleotides long. RefSeq names its product 2-methylene-furan-3-one reductase. Gene Ontology annotation, molecular function: oxidoreductase activity, acting on the CH-CH group of donors, NAD or NADP as acceptor; zinc ion binding. The transcript has 4 exons. The record is from RefSeq and is a predicted model, not a curated record. Lineage: Eukaryota; Viridiplantae; Streptophyta; Magnoliopsida; Fabales; Fabaceae. Bases 84 to 1037 code for a protein of 317 amino acids.